AUGGGGAGCCGCCGGGGGGCGCCGCCUGUGGAGCCUGUUGAGGGGAGAAGCGACGGCGGCGACGACGAGGAGGCGGCCGUGGCGUCCGAGCAGGCGGAGCAGGCCCGGCCCUUCUCCAGCCGCCUGCAGGACAGCCGCAGCCUGGACGGGCUGAGCGGCGCGUGUGGAGGCGCCUCAGGGCCCGAGGGCAGCCCCGGGGGCGGCGGGCGGCGCGCCACCAUCUCCAGCCCCUUGGAGCUCGAGGGCACCGUGAGCCGCCAAGGCGACCUGACGCACUUCGUGGCCAACAACCUGCAGCUCAAGAUCCGACUCAGCGGGGGCUCGCCUCAGCCUACUCUGCCUCCGCCUCCAUUGCCCGUCGUCCCCGCGCGGCCUCACCCCGCGUCUCCCACCUCGGCCACCCCCCCGGCCAUCCCCGCCAUCGACCCCGACGUGCUGCGAGACCUGGAGCGACUGAGCCGAGACCUGGGCGGCCGCGUGGACCGGCUGCUGCGCGGCCUGGGCGGCGCGGUGCAGGAGCUGACGGCCCUGAGCGUGGGCUGCAUCCAGACCUACCGCGACGCCGUGGACUCCCUGGGCGAGGCGGUGGACAUGAGCAUCAAGGGCAUGUACACGCUGCUGGCGCGCUGCGAGGAGCUGGAGCGGGCCCUGCAGCCCGUGCAGGGGCUGGCCAGGCAGAUCCGGGACAUCCGACGCGCCCUGGAGGUGUUGGAAGCCCUGUGCAAGUGACCCCAGGGGCAAGACACGGCGCCCACAUACAUACAAACACAUGCACGCGCAUAAUCCUAAAGACUUGAAGGAGACUGGCUGGUCUGGAGCUGCCCGUCGAGGGAAGGCCCAGAAAGCGCUUGCAAAAGCUCUUGCAAGGCGCUUGCCCUUCCUGGGCCUUGUGCAAUUGUCUCUGAGGAUGGCCUAAGAAAGGACUGCUUAUGAUGGGAGGGCUUGACACUCAUUUCUGUUCAUUUAGCCCCCCCCUACUGUAGCGACCUUGUCCCCCCUUGUCCUUCCAGCUCUUUCCCAGCCCAAGCACCAUUCUGGGAACCCAGGGCUUGGAAACUAGUUCUGUAUGUGUCUGACAGAACAAGUUCUUGGCCUUGGAAACUAGUUCUAUAUGUGUCUGAGAGAACAAGUUCUUGGCCUUGGAAACUAGUUCUAUAUGUAGGAGAGAUGCAUUCUAUAUGUCUGAGAGAACAGAAGAGGCCCCAAGCCCAGAUACGGCCGCUCUGAUUUGAGGGGUCACAUUUUAGGCGCUGAGGGCUGUUGAAACUUGAGUUCUCCCUAGGCAAACACCAUGCAGACAAGGUUGCAGACCUGCAGAUGAAUAACUUGCUGCAUCCGU
Messenger RNA from Suncus etruscus (white-toothed pygmy shrew), 1339 nucleotides. It is a transcript of the gene BORCS6, whose product is annotated as BLOC-1 related complex subunit 6. The record is from RefSeq and is a predicted model, not a curated record. Bases 1 to 729 code for a protein of 242 amino acids. Gene Ontology annotation, cellular component: BORC complex. The transcript is spliced from 3 exons. Gene Ontology annotation, biological process: lysosome localization. Lineage: Eukaryota; Metazoa; Chordata; Mammalia; Eulipotyphla; Soricidae.